CUUCUUUCAUAAACAGCCUCGUACCUUUUCAAAUACUGAUAGAGCCUCGACUGGCUGCUGGACAUUGAGGUGAAAACAUGUCCAUUACAGGAUUUUCAGCAUAUGUGUGCUUGUUUUUUGCCUGCUGCUUCUGCUGCAGCAAAGCCAUGCCAACUAAAGUCAACCAGGAGGCUGUGAACGACAGGCCUGUGAUCGGUGUUUUGACUCAGAUAGUCACAGAUGAAAUCUUGAAACCAUUUGGGAGGACGUUCAUACCUGCCUCAUAUGUGAAAUUCGUUGAGUCUGGGGGCAGCAGAGUGAUGCCCAUCAGAUUGACUCUAACUACCGCUGAAUAUGAGGAUAUCUUCAGUAAGAUAAAUGGCUUGCUCUUAAUCGGGGGAGCAGCAGAUUUGGAGACGUCAGACUUUGCCAGGGUGGCGAAGAUUUUCUACACAUUUGCUCUAAAGGCAAACGAUGAGGGCGACUUCUUCCCCAUCUGGGGCACAUGCAUGGGUAUGCAGCUUCUGACCGUAUUGGUGGCUGGUCAAAAUCUGCUCACAAAGACCACAGCUGAGAACUUAGCGCUGCCCCUCAACUUAACCGAAGAGGCCGGCUCUAGUAGGAUGUUUGAGGGUUUCCCAGACGAGCUGAUGAGGGCUCUGACCCGGGAGCCUCUGACUGGCAAUUUUCACCACUAUGGCCUCGCAGUAGAGACCUUCCAUGAAAACGAGAAGCUGCAGAGUUUUUUCUCUGUGCUGUCUACAAACGUUGCUGAGAACGGAGUCCAGUUUGUCUCGACUAUCGAAGGUAAAAAAUAUCCUUUCUAUGGAGUCCAGUGGCACCCAGAGGUGAAUCGUUUUCAGUGGAACAGAAAGCUGAACUUUCCUCACUCCGCUCACGCUGUGCAGUUAUCUUCUCUGCUGGCUGAGUUUUUUGUCAAUGAAGGAAGGAGAAGUUUACAUCAGUUUGACAAUCCUGAGGAAGAGGCCUCGUCAUUGAUUUACAACGACACGCCUGUCUAUGCUGCAAACUUCACAGGAUAUGAGCAACUCUACUUCUUCUAAACGUCCCUGUCAUGUGUGUCCCUCUUUGAACGUACAGCACUUUACGCGGCCUAUGGUGGUUUUAACCACAGCUGGGCCUCUAAACAAAUACUUGUAUAUGCUGUUAUUUCUUUUAAAGUGCUUAUUUGCUUAAAUAAAGUCAGAUAUUUUUCA
Molecule: messenger RNA, 1196 nt
Organism: Epinephelus moara (kelp grouper)
Lineage: Eukaryota; Metazoa; Chordata; Actinopteri; Perciformes; Serranidae
Gene: gghl
Product: gamma-glutamyl hydrolase
Exons: 9
Coding region: 78-1043 (321 amino acids)
Biological process (GO): tetrahydrofolylpolyglutamate metabolic process
Cellular component (GO): vacuole
Molecular function (GO): gamma-glutamyl-peptidase activity
Source: RefSeq, a predicted model, not a curated record